This is a messenger RNA of Theobroma umbraticum, 2714 nucleotides long. The record is from RefSeq and is a predicted model, not a curated record. Lineage: Eukaryota; Viridiplantae; Streptophyta; Magnoliopsida; Malvales; Malvaceae.
UUUAUUUUUCUUGUACACAACCGCAUAUAUAUCGGCUUAAUAAUUUGUUAUUACUGUGCCUCAGAGAGAGAGAGGAGCAGUUGCUGUGGGAAGUCUUGUGCACGCUCAACAAGAUGAGAAGGAAUAAUUUCCAGGGAGAAACAUUCCAUCUAGCGUUUACUAGUUGACCAGACUGCAUCUCGCGUGGAUGUGUGGAACACAAAUCCAAGACCGCCCUGUUUCUGUGGCAAAACGACCUUAUCUGAACAAAAGCAAAGUAGUUGCUAUACAAUUACGAAAACUUGCAAGCAAUAUAAUCCCAGGAUAAGAGGAUCAGGUAGGGUGAGGAGGGUUGGAGGAGUUGGAGGAGGAGGAGAGGUUGUUUGGGUUUUUGUUCUAAAGGAAAUGGAAGGAGAACGAGGAGUCUCGAAUUACGAGCUACAAGUUUCCUUCUCAACCCCGCAGGCGAUCCACGAAAUGGGAUUUGUACAGUUUGAAGAAAACCAGGCCGUCAUGAGUUUCUUGGCUCCUGCGCAGUCUUCUCAUCAAAUAUCUCAGCCUGUCAAUACCGCCGCCAGCAUUAGUAACAGCACCAAUUCCACCGCCAUGGGGUUUAGUCAUAACGACCAGGUAGGUACCUUAGAUCCCAAAGCUGUAAACGACGAGAACUGCGCCAGUAACGCUAACGAUGGAAAUAACUCAUGGUGGAGGAGCUCGGCCUCAGAGAAGAGCAAAGUGAAGGUUAGGAGAAAGCUUAGGGAGCCAAGGUUCUGUUUCCAAACGAGAAGUGAUGUCGAUGUGCUUGACGAUGGUUACAAGUGGAGGAAAUACGGACAGAAGGUUGUUAAAAACAGCCUCCAUCCAAGGAGUUACUACCGCUGUACCCACAACAACUGUCGAGUGAAGAAGAGAGUUGAACGAUUGUCUGAGGAUUGUCGGAUGGUGAUAACAACCUAUGAAGGCUACGACUUGCUUCUGGGAUCAAUCGCCGCGUUUUACGUGCUAAUGGUGCCGUACACUAAAGUUGAAGAAAGCUUCAAUAUUCAGGCAAUGCACGAUAUUCUUUAUCACCGGCAUCACUUAGAUAAUUAUGAUCAUUUGGAGUUUCCUGGUGUUGUGCCUCGCACUUUUAUCGGGGCAUUGCUUGUAUCAAUUUUGGCAUCUCCGAUGGUAUUAGCUAUGCAACUGCUGCACUUGCCAAAGAUUUAUAGUCUCAUAAUUGUACGUCUGGCAUUGGGUUGCAUCAUACUAUAUACAUUACGGUUUUUGCGUACUCAGGUCAGAAACAAGUUUGGACAACAAGUUGAAGCAUUCUUUGUAAUAUUAACUGCAAUUCAGUUUCACUUGCUGUUCUAUUGCACUCGUGCACUUCCAAAUAUACUAGCUAUGGGUGUAGUAAAUUUGGCAUAUGGGCAUUGGCUAAAAGGCAGGUUUUAUACUGCUUUAAACUAUCUGGUUUUUGCUACAAUCACAUUUAGAUGUGAUAUUGUCUUACUCCUUUGUACUCUUGGCCUGGAGCUUUUGUUGACCAAAUCAAUUUCAUUUUGGAAAGCAUUAAAGUGCUGCAUCAUGAUCUCUCUUUUGUGCAUAGGUCUCACCAUAUUGGUUGAUUCAAUCAUGUGGAAGAGGUUUCUUUGGCCUGAAUUUGAAGUUUUUUGGUUCAACUCUGUUCUUAAUCGAAGUUCUGAAUGGGGUACACAUUCCAUCCACUGGUAUUUUACUUCUGCACUGCCUCGGUCGUUACUCGCCGCGUAUCCACUUUUUAUGCUUGGAGUACUACUUGACAGAAGGCUUCUUACUCUGGUUCUGCCAGUUCUCUCCUUUGUUGUACUUUACUCUAAGCUUCCACACAAGGAGCUCCGUUUCAUUAUCAGUUCAGUUCCAAUCUUUAACUUAUCUGCCGCAGUUGCAGCUAGCAGAAUCUACAAUAACAGGAAGAAGAGUUUCUGGAAAUUUCUCAAUUUAAUCAUGCUGGGAUUGCUUUUAAUCAGUCUAGGGGGCACAAUCAUAACUUUCAUGGCGUCCUAUGAGAAUUAUCCCAGUGGUUAUGCAUUAAAAGAGUUGCAUCAAAUUGGCCAUCUUGCUCACAAUACCAAUGAACUCUGGGUUCACAUCGAUCCAUUCUCAGCCAUGAAUGGAAUAUCCCUUUUUUGUGAAGAUAAGUUCCCAUGGAGAUACUCUAAAGAAGAAGGGAUUAAACUUGAGGAAUUUGGCCAAAGAAAUUUCACCUAUCUUAUUAAUGAGCAUUCAGCUGUUGAUGGGUACAAGUGUUUAUUUAAAGUGAAUGGCUUCUCAAGAGUUCGUAUCCAACCAGGGUUUCCGCCCAUCUUUCUGGAUAAGGAGUCCAGAGUGUAUAUUCAUGGAAAUAUAAGAAAUGAGGAGCUUAUGUUCAAACAUUGGCCAGGAUGCUCUUAAACUCGGUGGAUUUAUAAUUGUAAGUUGCUCUAAAGGUUUAGCCAUCGAAUGCCAGUUAAAUCUUUAUGCUCCCAAAUCUCUGUUCAUGUUCUGACAGAUGGACAAUAGAACGAACAAACUGUAUGAAGCUUUCAGCACCCGAUACUUAUACCCAACUGUAAUCUUAGAAACAAGUUAACCAUUCCCAGUUUGAAUAGAGAGGGGUCUAAGUAGGCUUAAGAUUGAUUAUCGGUAGCAGAAGGUACGUUGCUUGCUCAGUACACCGUGUAUUAAACUUGUUUCUAUUCAUAUUCAGGAUCAUUUCAUGCUUAGUUUCUCAA